Clarias gariepinus (North African catfish) is the source of this 888-nucleotide messenger RNA. RefSeq names its product CD209 antigen-like protein C. Lineage: Eukaryota; Metazoa; Chordata; Actinopteri; Siluriformes; Clariidae. Bases 1 to 822 code for a protein of 273 amino acids. The transcript has 5 exons. The record is from RefSeq and is a predicted model, not a curated record.
AUGGUUGUGGAUAUCUAUGAGAGUAUUGAUGUUGUUAGAGGUCAUGACCCCGACUCUGAAGGAACUGACACAAAGAAAGACCCAGACUCAGAUCCACAUACUGGUGGAGACACUACAUGGAGAAUAUGUUACAGAGUGACUACAGUGUGUCUGGUGCUGCUGUGUGUUCUCCUGCUGUCUGCCAUCACACUGCUGUGGAUCGAAUACAACAUCCUGAAUACAGAAAACAUCCAGUUACAGACCAGUUACAACAACCUGACUAUAGAGAGAGACCAGUUACAGACCAGUUACAACAACCUGACUAUAGAGAGAGACCAGUUACAGACCAGUUACAACAACCUGACUAUAGAGAGAGACCAGUUACAGACCAGUAACAAAAACUUAACCACAGAAAGAGACCAGUUACAGAAGGAAAAAAAGGAAGUCCAGAAGCUUCUAAAACGAGGAUGGGUCCAUGUCAGCUCCAGUAUUUACUACAUCUCUACUGAAAACAAGACCUGGACUGAGAGCAGACAGGACUGUAUAAAGAGAGGAGCAGACCUGGUGAUCAUAAACAGCAAAGAGGAACAGGAGUUUAUCAAAAAGCAGCUGAGCAGCAGAAAAGCUUGGAUUGGUCUGAGUGACACAGUCAGAGAGGGCGAGUGGAAGUGGGUGGACGAUACACGACUGAGCACCAAGUUCUGGAUAAGUGGAGAACCCAACGGUAAAAAAACCGAAGACUGUGUUGUAACUGGUCAUAAAACUGAUCCUGUGUGGAACUGGGCUGAUUAUCCCUGUAAUGAUAAGUUUGUUUGGAUCUGUGAGAAGACAAUCUUUAACUGAACUGCUGUAUGUGAAUAAAAAGCAGUAAAUUGAAUGUACAUGUGUAUCUGUGUGUGUGAGUGUGUU